AUGCCUCAGAACGAAUAUAUCGAACGCGCCCAGAAGCUUCACGGUAAGCGUCUGGACACCGAGGAGCGCGCACGCAAGAAGGCUGCCCGUGAGGGUCACAAGCAGAGUCAGGAUGCUCAGAACUUGCGCGGCCUGAGGGCCAAGCUCUUCGCCAAGGAGCGUCAUGCCCAGAAGAUCCAGAUGCGCAAGCAGAUCAAGCAGCACGAGGAGCGCAACGUCAAGGGCGCCCCCGAGGAAAAAGGAUCCUUCGAACCCCGUUCCCGCUUACCUGCUCGACCGUUCCAACCCCACGAGUGCGAAGGCUUUGAGAUUAAGAGCAAGCGUGCCGAGAAGGCCGCUCGUUUCUCGGUCCCCAUUCCCAAGGUCAAGGGUAUCAGCGAGGAGGAACUCUUCAAGGUCGUCAAGACGGGCAAGAAGGUGCACAAGAAGGGCUGGAAGCGCGUCGUCACCAAGCCCACAUUCGUCGGACCCGAUUUCACCAGACGCCCAGUCAAGUACGAACGCUUCAUCCGACCCAUGGGUCUCCGUUACAAGAAGGCCAACGUCACCCACCCUACCCUCAACGUCACGGUCCAGCUCCCCAUUCUUGGCGUCAAGAAGAACCCUAGCAACCCCCUUUAUACCCAGCUUGGUGUUCUUUCCAAGGGUACCAUCAUCGAGGUCAACGUUUCCGAUCUCGGUAUGGUUACCGCGUCGGGCAAGAUUGCCUGGGGUCGUUAUGCUCAGAUCACCAACAACCCUGAGAACGACGGUUGCCUGAACGCUGUUCUUCUUGUUUGA
Molecule: messenger RNA, 780 nt
Organism: Sordaria macrospora k-hell
Lineage: Eukaryota; Fungi; Ascomycota; Sordariomycetes; Sordariales; Sordariaceae
Source: RefSeq, a predicted model, not a curated record